AUGGCUGCCAUGAGCCUCUUCUCUCUUCUGCUCAAGGUUUCUUACAUUGCCGCCGCCACCCAUUUUUCUUCUCCCGUCUUCUCGUCAGCGCACCUCAGCGGCGAAGUACGCCUCAUCCGAGAUAAACAACUGCCCACGGAGAAGCGUGUUGCUGUCGCUCGCCGGUUCUCAUCGACUUCAGUGGAGCUUGCGCGCAACAUCCCAACUCCGACGAAAGUUGUCCGGCACUGGCGCGCUCACACAAAUAAACAGCUGAGGCCGUGGAGGCGCAAGUGCGCCGCGACAACUGGGCGCUCGUCGGGGCCUCGCGAAGUGGCGGUAUUUAGGGCCCCCCCCCGCCGGGCUUCACCGCCGCGUGGGUGA
Messenger RNA from Trypanosoma conorhini, 363 nucleotides. RefSeq lists its product as uncharacterized. Bases 1 to 363 code for a protein of 120 amino acids. The record is from RefSeq and is a predicted model, not a curated record. NCBI's taxonomy places the organism in Eukaryota, Euglenozoa, Kinetoplastea, Trypanosomatida, Trypanosomatidae. The transcript has a single exon.